GGUAGUGGGAACUUAACUUUGCUUUUACUUUUGUUUCUUCUCCGUCUGUGAAAGUUCCACAGUGGCAAACUACACUCAACAAUUUGAUACUUAAGACUAGAGGGGCAAAUGGGAGGAGCCACAGGGGAGUCUUGUGACUAUAUUUUGAAACCUUUGCACCUUUUUUUGCACUUAUAGUAAAUAAAAGGCUCCAGUCUAUUGUAAAGUGUAGCACAAUCAGCCAUGUUAGAGAAACAGAAAGCUGGCAUACAAGGCAAGGAUCUGGCAUCCUGGUGACAUUUAACUGUGACCUUCUGGGCUUGAGCAAUAAACAAUCUGGAUUUUCCAGAUAUUUUUUUUUUUUCUGUCGUCACUUCCCCCUAUGUUUUUUUUUUAAGAACACUUCCUGUUUUCUUCAGUUUUGACAGCAGCUUCAGUUCUCCAUGCAGCAAGUCAUCAGUGUGUGGGUUCGAGACCCGCGCAUCCAGAAGAACGACUUUUGGCAUGCAUACAUGGAUUAUGAAAUUUGUUUGCACACAGACAGUGUGUUCUUCACCAAGAAGAUAUCAAGAGUCCGAAGGAGGUUCAGUGAGUUUGUGUGGCUCAGACAAAGACUGCAAGCCAACUCCAUGCUGAUGGCGCAGCUACCGAACCUACCACCGAAGAACCCCUUCUUCAGCUUGAACAACGCCCAACAGAUCUCAGAGCGCAUGACGGGUCUCCAGAGGUUCUUGGAACAGAUCCUGCAGAGUCCUCUGCUGCUGUCUGACAGCUGCUUGCACCUUUUCCUGCAGUCCCAGCUCAGCGUGGCCAAGAUGGAGGACUGUGCCGCGGGAAGGACACAUUACUCCGUGGCACAGGCGGUCCAGUGCUGCGGCCUCAGGAGGUUUCUGUCACAAGAGGCCCUGCAGAAGGACUUGAGCAUGUCCGCUGACUCAGAUUCAGACAGCUCCGAGUGCAGAGAUGCGGGAUGCCAUAUAACCAAAGCCUUAUCAGAUCACUUGGGAACCAAGCAUGAGGAGAGCGUCUGUCCGUCAUCAUCACGAGUGGAACUGUAAGGAGAAUUUAGGAAACUGUUACCCAGUGAACUUUGUACCGUAUUGUAAUAUUGUUAUUCCUGUAUAAAGCAUGCAAAGUCAAAUGUAAUAAUAAUCAGUGCCUGCACAAGGGUGUCCAAAGUCUGGUGCAGGGGCCUUUUUUUAUUGGGCCCCUGAAAUGAAUAAUGAAAUAUAAUAUUAAAUAUUACAGUGAUUUGCUGUGUGUCACCUGUAACACAAAACUAAAGCCUGAACUGUGCUCCCAUGUCAAGGCACUAAGGUUGUAAAAUCCGUGAUUGAUCGUCUUUCUCACAUUAUUUCCUGUGGGUAUACAACUCGUUCACCUUCGUAAAAACGCCUUCUCCUCCAAUUAAGGAUCAAUAUUUGCACAUGCACUCAACCCCCCCGAUGAAUAGCUAUAACAGGGUCAAGACAUCGUCCGAGGGGAUGGCGACGUGACGCAGAAGCAUAAUAAAGACUUGACUUGUGGCUAGCUGAGAUAUAUUGGUUUAUAUUUGAUUGGUUUUAGCAUCUUUAAUGCACUUGUAUUCUUCACAUAUUUUAUACUAAAAUAUUUAGUAUAAAAACAAAGUGUGAAAAAAUUCCCCAAAAGUCCCAACAGGGGGAAGUUUAAAAGUGAGGCCGAAGCCCUGGAGCCCCGAGGCGGCUUGAAAAUGGGGGAAAAUGCCGCUAGAAACUCCAGUAGAGUACCCAAUGUGUAAAGAAAAGUGUGGAAAAAAUGACAAAGUCCCAACGGGGGAAGUUUAAAAGUGUAUCCGACAGGCCUGGAACCCGGAGGCGGCUUGAAAAUGGGGGGAAAUGUACGCUGUAGCCAGUAGGUGGCAGUGUUGUAACAGCCAUCUAAUGGCCAUUCUGUAAUAGACUUAGACAUAGACUUUCUUUAUUGUCAUUGCAC
Molecule: messenger RNA, 1932 nt
Organism: Doryrhamphus excisus (bluestripe pipefish)
Lineage: Eukaryota; Metazoa; Chordata; Actinopteri; Syngnathiformes; Syngnathidae
Gene: snx10b
Product: sorting nexin 10b
Biological process (GO): cilium assembly; vesicle organization; intracellular protein transport
Cellular component (GO): endosome
Molecular function (GO): phosphatidylinositol phosphate binding
Source: RefSeq, a predicted model, not a curated record